AUGGAAGACAAACAAGCAGACGUGUAUUCAAGGGAAGACAACAAACCAGCAGACGUGUGUUCAAGGGAAGACAACAAACCAGCAGACUUGUGUUCAAUGGAAGACAACAAACCAGCACACGUGUGUCCAAGGGAAGACAACAAACAAGCAGACGUGUAUUCAAUGGAAGACAACAAACCAGCAGACGUGUGUUCAAGGGAAGACAACAAACCAGCAGACGUGUGUCCAAGGGAAGACAACAAACCAGCAGACUUGUGUUUAAGGAAAGACAACAAACCAGCAGACGAGUGUUCAAGGGAAGACAACAUACCAGCAGCCGUGUGUUCAAGGGAAGACAACAUACCAGCACACUUAUGUUCAAUGGGAGACAACAAACCAGCAGACGUGUGUUCAAGGGAAGACAACGAACCAGCAGACGUGUGUCCAAGGGAAGACAACAAACCAGCAGACGUGUGUCCAAGGGAAGACAACAAACCAGCAGACGUGUGUCCAAGGGAAGACAACAUACCAGCAGACUUAUGUUCAAGGGCAGACAACAAACCAGCAGACGUGUGUCCAAGGGAAGACAACAUACCAGCAGACUUGUGUUCAAUGGGAGACAACAAACCAGCAGACGUGUGUUCAAGGGAAGACAACAAACCAGCAGACGUGUGUUCAAGGGAAAACAACAAACCAGCAGACGUGUGUCCAAGGGAAGACAACAAACCAGCAGACGUGUGUUCAAGGGAAAACAACAAUCCAGCAGACGUGUGUCCAAGGGAAGACAACAAACCAGCAGACUUGUGUUCAAGGGAAGACAACAUACCAGCUGAGGUGUGUUCAAGGGAAGAAAUGGCCCAGAAAACGUCUCUUUCUUGCCAACUUGUAAUCUAUUUAAUAACAUUUAGGAGCUGCAAGUAUUGUUUAAAUGAUACAAGAAGUGAAAGGUCCAGAAAUAUUGUUCACCUCAAUUAA
Messenger RNA from Biomphalaria glabrata, 954 nucleotides. Its product is annotated as balbiani ring protein 3-like. The coding region runs from base 1 to 954 and encodes 317 amino acids. The record is from RefSeq and is a predicted model, not a curated record. Lineage: Eukaryota; Metazoa; Mollusca; Gastropoda; Planorbidae. The transcript has a single exon.